AUGGCCAGACCAAGACCAGUAUUUGAAGGCUCUGAUAUAGAACAAGAUGAACUAGAAGAUAUUUUAAGAGCUGAUAAAGGGAAUCAAAAUUCAGAUGAAGAUAGUGAUGAUGAUUUUGAUAAAUUAUCAUUUGGUGCUUUAAAAAAUGCUCAAGAUAAAAUGGAUAAAGAAGAUGGUAAAACAAAAAAGAAGAGUAAUAAUAAUAGAUCUUUUGAUAUAGUGGAUCCAAGAGUUGCUGGUCUUCAGAAGAAAUCAAAUAAAUCAACAAAAAGAGAUGCUAUAAAAGAAACGAGGUAUAAUGAUAGUGAUAGUGAAAGUGAACAAGAACAAGGUGGAUUUUUUGAAGAAGAAGAUAGUGAAGCAAGUGAUAAUGAAAAUGAAUCAAGAUCACAUGGAAAAGGAAAGAAAAAGAAUAAACAUGCACCAACUGAAACUUCUUCAAAGAAGAAAGUUUCAAGAGUAAGACAAGUUCCUGGGUUAGAUAAUCCAAAAUAUAAAACAUUAUAUCAAGAUAUUAGAUUUGAUACUGCAUUAGGUAAAGCUGAUUUAAAUAAAAUUAGAAAAGAUUAUAAAUUUUUGGAUGAAUAUAGAGAAAAUGAAAUCAAUCAAAUAAAUUCUAUAUUAAAGAAUCCAAAAGUUAAGAAUAAAAUGAGUCAAAAAGAGAUUAAUGAUUUAGAAUAUGAAGCAAAAUCAUUAAAAUCAAGAUUAGAUUCUUUAAAAAAUAAAGAUUUACAACAAGAAGUUCUUUCUAAAUAUAAACAAGAAAAUAAAGGUAAGAAUGGUGGUAAAUUUUAUUUAAAGAAAUCUGAACAAAGAAAAAUCAUUCAAAAACACAAAUUUGAAAAUAUGAAAACUUCACAAAGAGAAAAGGUUGUUGAAAGAAAGAGAAAAAGAAGAUUGGGUAAAGAAUUCAAAGAAUUGGAAUUCAAUCGUCCAAGAAAUUAG
Messenger RNA from Hansenula ciferrii, 945 nucleotides. It is a transcript of the gene RRP36, whose product is annotated as rRNA-processing protein RRP36. Gene Ontology annotation, cellular component: nucleolus; 90S preribosome. NCBI's taxonomy places the organism in Eukaryota, Fungi, Ascomycota, Saccharomycetes, Phaffomycetales, Wickerhamomycetaceae. The transcript has a single exon. The coding region runs from base 1 to 945 and encodes 314 amino acids. Gene Ontology annotation, biological process: maturation of SSU-rRNA from tricistronic rRNA transcript (SSU-rRNA, 5.8S rRNA, LSU-rRNA). The record is from RefSeq and is a predicted model, not a curated record.